Messenger RNA from Microthlaspi erraticum, 1098 nucleotides. The record is from the annotation of a GenBank genome assembly. Lineage: Eukaryota; Viridiplantae; Streptophyta; Magnoliopsida; Brassicales; Brassicaceae.
AUGCUUUCUGCUACACCAAAAUCACAAGAAGUCGAAGUUUCUGAGAGAGUUGAAGAGAAGAUUUGUGAGGAUAGAAUCAGUGCGCUACCAAACGAUUUACUGGUACAUAUCUUGUUGUUUGUUCCAACAAAAGAUGUUGUGGCCACCAUGAUUUUGUCGAAACGAUGGCAGCCUAUCUGGACAGCGGUGCCAAGACUCGAGUACAACGACAUCAGGGAAAUAAAUAACGCUGAAAAAGAGAGCGUUUGGUUUUUUCUUGACAAGUCGUUGCAUCUCCACAAGGCACCUAUACUAGAAAGAUUGUGUAUCCGACUUGGUGAAAGUUGUCCUAUUGAUGCUGAUGUUACAAAAUGGGUUGCAAACGCAGUUGAUCGUUGCGUGCGCGAAUUAGUGUUUGAACUUGAAUGGUCCGCGAAACCUACCAGCAUGCCUCAUAGCCUUUACACUUGUGAAACUCUCAUUGAAUUGAAGCUCUCUCAGAAGGUUCUCCUGGAUGUUCCUUCUUCAGCUUGCCUCCCAUCACUUACAAAGCUUUUCCUUUGUCAUGUGGUGUAUAAAGAUGAAGUUUCUAUCACUAGGCUUCUAUCAAGUUGUCCUGUUCUCAAAAUGUUGCUUGUGUACAGAUUGUCACAAGAAGACGACAAUGUGAAAACGUACAGCGUAAAAGUGCCAUCUUUAGAUGAAUUCAGAUACAUUAAUGCUAGGUCACAUGGCAAUGAAUCGGGCCAGUCGUCGGUGGUCAUAGAUUGUCCGGCAUUGACGUAUAUCUUUAUGCAUGAUACUUCAGGAGAUUCUUGUUCUAUCGGGAAGAUGCCUCACCUUGAACAAAUGUCUGAAAAUGUUCCACUCUUGUGGAGCAAACCGGAUCAUGUUCCCAAAUGCUUGGAGACCCAUCUUGAAGUCUUCAAGAUAAUUUCAUAUGAAGGAGGAAAGGAAGAAAAAGAAUUUGUGGAAUACAUGCUUGCAAACUCGAGGUGUUUAAAGGAAGCGGAGAUACUCCUGUCCGGUUACACGAGUUUAGAAGAGGAUAAGAAGAUGAUCCAAGAAUUGAAUUCCAUGUUCAAGAUUUCACCAUCAUGUCGAUUAACCUUUUACUGA